UCUUCCUUCUUGUCAUUUCCUGUUUAGCGGCGUGCGCCUGUAUUGCCGCCAUUUUAUCAAUCGUUCGUGGCUUUUUGGCUUUGCGUUGAGCCGCCAUCGAACAAACGAUUAUCGUUUUCAAAAUUAAAAAUAUCGGUUUGUAAGUACUAGUAAGGUUCUUCAAACAGUGAUCUUUGUUUUACAAAGUUGAUAACUUCAUCACAAAAUGGGGGACCCCUAUUCAUCAAGUGAUUAUAACAGCGGAGGAUAUUCGUCUCAAUAUUCCGUUCCACCACCAGCAGCCUCUUCUGGGGAUAAUAACUAUAGCGGUGGUCAACAAGGGAGUUACAAUCAGGGUCAGGGCAGUUAUUCUGGACAAAAUACCGGUCAAGAUUGGAAUUCCCAAAGCUCAGGAGGAAGUAAUUAUGGUGGUAGCGGUCAAUCAGGCAAUAGCUAUGGUCAAAAUUAUAGUUCAAACUAUGGUAGCGGAGGAUAUGACCGCAACAGUGGCGGCGGCGCCGGUGGUGGUGGUAACAACUACAAUGUGAGCGGAAGUGACCGUGGGGGAAGCAACUAUAGCAGCGAGCGGAGUGGUGGGGGCUCCAGUUAUGGUGGGAAUGACAGGGGAGGCGGCGGUGGUUACUCUGGUGGUGACCGGGGAUAUGGAGGGGGUGAUCGCUCCAGCUACAAUAGAGACGGUGGAAAUAGAGAUAGUGGAUAUGGUGGCGGCGGCAGGGGGGGUGGUUAUAAUAAAGGUGGUGGCAACGGAGGCGGCUACGGCGGCGGAGACCGGGGGGGCGGCAGUGAUAUGAUCACCCAGGAGGACACCGUGUUCAUUCAGGGUAUGAACCCAUCUACUACUGAAGACGAAUUGUGUCAGCACUUUGGUGCUAUUGGCAUUAUUAAGACUGACAAGAAAACACAAAGACCUAAAGUCUGGAUGUAUAAGGACAAAGCUACCGGUCAGCCCAAAGGGGAGGCGACGGUGACUUACGAGGACAGCAAUGCAGCAUCUUCUGCCAUACAAUGGUUCGACGGAAAAGACUUUAAUGGAGCUACAAUAAAAGUGUCCCUGGCCCAACGUCAGAAUACUUGGGGCGGCAGCAAAGGAGGCGGCGGUGGCGGCUUCCGCGGUGGUCGCGGGGGUGGAGGAGGCGGAGGUCGCGGCGGCGGCGGAGGAGGACGCGGUGGCGGCGGCGGCGGCCCGCCCUCCGGAAACCGGGAGGGAGAUUGGCGCUGUCCCAACCCCAACUGCGGGAAUACCAACUUUUCAUGGAGAAAGGCGUGCAACAGAUGUAAUGAGGAGAAGCCGGGCGGCGGCGGCGGCGGCGGACCGCCCUCCGGCGGCGAGCGC
Messenger RNA from Papilio xuthus (Asian swallowtail), 1333 nucleotides. RefSeq names its product RNA-binding protein cabeza. Gene Ontology annotation, molecular function: RNA binding. The record is from RefSeq and is a predicted model, not a curated record. The annotation marks the transcript as partial. NCBI's taxonomy places the organism in Eukaryota, Metazoa, Arthropoda, Insecta, Lepidoptera, Papilionidae. The transcript is spliced from 6 exons. Gene Ontology annotation, biological process: regulation of DNA-templated transcription.